AUGCUCGCACUGCCCGCAAACGUUCACCAAUUCGUGCGCUGUACCACCGUCACUGUACGCGUCUUCGUGGCUGUCACCUGCGACGACGUCUAUGCCCAGAUCGAGUGUAUGCCACUCGCUACUAAAUGCGACCGGAUACCGUUUAAGCGCGCUGUGAAGCUUUCGGUCGAAGCGCAAUUUGCGCGCGCUGGUAUCACGACAGACGAUACCAAGUAUUACACUUUUGUCGCCGAGAUCGAUUCGGCGAUCUUAAUGCACGCCAGCGAUAUUAUUGCAUCUCCCCCAACUACAGGCAAGUACGAAGCGUUAAAGGAGAGACUACUAGCUGAAUUUGGUGAGUCGACAGAGAAAAGGCUAAAGCGACUUUUUAAGUCAUGCGAAUUAAAUGACAAGAAACCGACUACGUUACUACGGGAGAUGAAAGAUUUGGCACAUAAUCGAUUGGAUAAGAGUAUACUGAAGUCAAUUUGGUUGCGGCGUUUGCCUCUGCAGGUGCAACAAAUCUUAACGACAUUGGAUGAGGAUGUAGAAGUGUUGGCGAAAAGAGCCGACAGCAUAAUGGAGGUAACUACUACCAACGUAGUGAAUGCGGUAAACGCGCCUAACAACAGCAACGUGGAGGUUGCCACCAUUGCUGACCUUGAAUACAGGCUGGACAGACUCGAGCAAAACAACCGUAAUAGAUUCCAACGCAUGAGACAAGUGGAGCGAAACAGCGCUCCUCGCUUACGGCCGACUACAACUCAAUUUUUGCAACACAUAAAUGUCUAA
Molecule: messenger RNA, 771 nt
Organism: Rhagoletis zephyria (snowberry fruit fly)
Lineage: Eukaryota; Metazoa; Arthropoda; Insecta; Diptera; Tephritidae
Source: RefSeq, a predicted model, not a curated record